UCAAGAUCAAGUCCCUUCGCGGAACCGGUAGCCGGUUAGACAUUCUUUUGACAUCGUGCGGAUACGUACGGUGCUCGACUACAUUCUAGAUUUUUCUACAUAAAGGAGAAGAAACUUAAGAAAUAGACAUGCCUGUCCCUGCUAUUCAGAAACCAGCACCAGCUUUCCACGGCACUGCUGUUGUCAAUGGAGAGUUCAAAGACAUUUCUCUUGCUGACUACAGAGGAAAAUAUGUUGUUCUCUUCUUCUACCCAUUAGAUUUCACCUUUGUUUGCCCAACUGAAAUCAUUGCUUUCUCUGACCGUUCUGAUGAAUUUGAUGCAAUCGGUUGCAAACUGAUCGCAGCAUCAACUGAUUCUCACUUCAGUCAUUUAGCAUGGGUAAACACACCACGUAAACAGGGCGGUCUUGGUGAAAUGAAAAUUCCGCUGCUCGCCGAUAAGAGUUCCAAAAUUGCACGCGACUAUGGCGUGCUUGAUGAGGAAUCUGGUAUUCCCUUCCGCGGUCUUUUUAUCAUCGACGAUCAGCAAAACUUACGUCAGGUUACAAUCAACGAUCUGCCAGUCGGCAGAUCCGUCGAUGAAACCUUGCGCUUGGUUCAAGCAUUUCAAUACACCGAUAAACAUGGCGAAGUAUGUCCAGCAGGCUGGAAACCAGGAAAGAAAACUAUGAAACCUGAUGUUGAGGGCUCCAAAGAAUACUUCCGGAGCUCGUAGAUGAAACCAUUUUAAAGGUUUAUCUACUUUUCUAAUUUUUUUUUGUUUUGUUUUGUUUCGUUAAAAGAAAAAAAAAUUCCAUUAUUAAUUACAUGUAGUGAUAAAAUAUUUAAAUUAGUUUAGGAAAACGAUAUCGUCUACUUAACUUUUUUACAAUAAACAAAUGUGUUUAUAUAAUUUUAGCGCUCGUACAAAUUAUUCACGUACACCAAUUUCGUCAUGUACCUAGGUCUUUAUCUAUAAUAAGCGUGAUCGUUGAUUACUAAUCCGAUAUUAGACUGAAAUGUUGAAAAGCAAACUCAAAACGCGAUCGUAUUUAUUCGCAACGCUAUCUUUAAAGUCACUGUGCAUAUCAAUCAAAAUGAAAUCGCGAUUAUUUCAUUCGCAACACUACACUUUAAACUCUAAACGCUAAUUUUAGUCUCUGUUCAAAAUCGACUAAAGCAACGCGUGAUUAUUUCGCAACGCUAUUGCAAGUCGCGGAUGUACCCAUCUGAGCUUAUCGUUGGGGCGGUUAAGACUGCCCAUAACUACUAUUGCGAGUACUAUAACUACUGCAGCGAGUACAGUGACCAAUUAAUAUUACAUAUACAUAAUUAUAUACACAACAAUACACAUAAUCAUUUGUGUCUUACAUCCGUAGUAUUAACCUGAAAAUAAAGAAUCUGAAAAUCCUA
Molecule: messenger RNA, 1393 nt
Organism: Megalopta genalis
Lineage: Eukaryota; Metazoa; Arthropoda; Insecta; Hymenoptera; Halictidae
Gene: Prx2
Product: Peroxiredoxin 2
Biological process (GO): response to oxidative stress; hydrogen peroxide catabolic process; removal of superoxide radicals
Cellular component (GO): cytosol
Molecular function (GO): thioredoxin peroxidase activity
Source: RefSeq, a predicted model, not a curated record